Messenger RNA from Gossypium arboreum, 741 nucleotides. RefSeq lists its product as uncharacterized. The record is from RefSeq and is a predicted model, not a curated record. The transcript has 4 exons. NCBI's taxonomy places the organism in Eukaryota, Viridiplantae, Streptophyta, Magnoliopsida, Malvales, Malvaceae.
CAAUGAAACAAACAAACAAACAAAUUUAGCUCCUCGAACCGGGCCGGACCAAUGUGCACAGCGACCCAAGUUUAGACCCCUAUUUAAACAAACAAAUUUAAACUCUGCAGUUUAGAAGAUACUUAGAACAUUAGGACUUUCCAAUAGGCGAUGAUGGCGCUUUCCUCUGCGUUUCGAGAAAGACUAGAACACAUGGAACAUUCUAGAAACCAACGUCUAAUGCUCCUCCUGGCGGAGAAAGAGCUGCAAGCGCACAAAUCUCAGGUUUUGGAAUCGAAACUGGCUCGUAUUGGUUCCAUGGAACGAAGUUGCUUGUUUCUUGAUCAAAAGAUCGCAUCACAAAACUUUAGAAUCUCUGCUCUCAAAUCUGAAAUCGAAAAUCUCGACGCCAAAUAUGAUUCUAGUUCUCGAAAAUUGAAGGCUGUGAAAAGUGAGAUUGAGGAGCUUGAAGAGGUGGAGAAGGAGAGAGAUAAGUUUUACGAACUGAAAAUUUCAGAAAUGAACGAGUUUAGAGAGAAUGUGAAGAGGUUUUUGACGGAAACUCGAACUGGAGUGCAAGAAUUGAGGAACAGUGUAAACGAGCUGAAGUCAACUUUUAUGGAACUUCCAGGCAACAAUGGUUAUAUGAGUAGUUCUGAGAUAGCUGAGGCAGAGAUGAAAAGGGCUGAACUGUUGGCUAUGACAGAGAGUUUAACAAAAACCUUAGUUUCAAAUCACCAAUGAAGAGCAGAGUUGCAAUAG